UGGGGUUUAAAUGUGCUCUCGUACAGCACACACACACACACACACACACACACACACACACUACAGUAACACCUGACUGCAGUAUCUCUGGAUUUACAGUAUUCUUCCUAACACUACUACUAACACUACUACUAACACUACUACUAAUCAGGAUGGCGUAUUGGUGGAGUUUUUCGGCGGAGACGUGGGCUCUGAUCGUGAUCCUCAUCAGUCUGAUCCUGCUGUACGGGUACUGGCCACACGGUUUCUUUAAGCGUUUGGGAGUUCCUGGUCCUAAACCGGUACCAUUUAUUGGAACCAUGUUAGAAUAUCGUAAGGGAAUCCAUCAUUUUGAUAUGGCGUGUUUUCAGAAGUACGGCAAGAUUUGGGGUAUAUACGAUGCGAGACAGCCGGUCCUCUGUAUCCUGGACACCGAGAUCAUCAAAACCGUCCUGAUUAAAGAGUGUUACUCUCUCUUCACCAACCGCAGAAAUUUCGGUCUAAACGGUCCUCUGUACGACGCUGUGACCGUCGUCGAGGACGAGGACUGGAGGAGAAUCAGGAGUGUUCUCUCUCCAUCCUUCACCAGCGGCAGACUGAAGGAGAUGUUUGGAAUCAUGAAGUCUCAUUCUCGCUCGUUGGUUGAAAAUCUGCAGAAGACGUCAGAACGAGGAGAAUCAGCAGAUAUUAAAGAGUUUUUCGGAGCGUACAGUAUGGAUGUGGUGACGAGCACAGCGUUUAGUGUCGAUAUCGACUCCCUGAACAACCCCAAAGAUCCCUUCGUAUCCAACAUCAAGAAAAUGCUGAAGUUUGACUUCCUCAACCCUCUGUUCCUCGCUGUCGCGUUGUUCCCCUUUAUCGGGCCGGUGCUGGAGAAAAUGGAUUUGGCCCUUUUCCCGACCGCAGUGACUGAUUUCUUUUACGCCUCCCUGAAAAAGAUCAAAUCUGAACGUGUGGCUCAAGAUCAUAAGAGACGAGUGGACUUCAUGCAGCUGAUGAUCGAUUCUCAGAAAUCAGAAAAAGACGAUCAGAACGGCAAAGAGACAAACAAAGGUCUAAAUGAUCAUGAGAUCCUGUCCCAGUCCAUGAUGUUCAUCUUUGCUGGUUAUGAGACGACCAGCAGCACGCUGUCGUUUCUCUUCUACAAUCUGGCCAGUAAUCCAGACACGAUGAAGAAACUACAGGAAGAAAUCGAUGAAACUUUCCCCAAUAAAGCUGAAGUUGAUUAUGAUACGGUCAUGAACAUGGAUUAUCUGGACGCUGCUCUGAACGAGUCGCUCAGGUUGUACCCGAUUGCUCUUCGUCUGGAAAGAGUCUGCAAAAAAACUGUCGAAAUAAACGGCCUUACCAUCCCAAAGGACACCGUUGUUAUGGUCCCCACUUACGCCCUACAUAGGGACCCUGAAUAUUGGACUGAUCCAGAGGUCUUCAGACCUGAGAGGUUCACUCAGGAGAAUAAGAAGAGCAUCGAGCAGUAUGCGUACAUGCCGUUUGGUUUAGGACCCAGAAACUGCAUCGGGAUGAGGUUUGCCCUUGUGACCAUAAAGCUGGCUGUUGUUGAGAUACUGCAGAAAUUCGACAUCAGUCUUUCUGAGGAAACAAAGGGUCCUCUGAAGCUGAGCAGCAGUGGACUUCUGGCUCCUGAACAGCCCAUCAAACUGAAAUUCACGCCUCGGAAAAUGUCAGACUCCUGCAACAGCAACCACAUUAACUCGUAAACUUUCAAAGUUUCUGCUUCCUUUUACUGAAUUUCUCAUUUUUAAAUGUUUUACAUUCAGUCUGUAUUGGACACUGAAAUCAGAUCAGGCGUGUAAUGAUGUGCACAAUUCCCUGUUUAGCCACUAGUGCCAGUAAAGUUGGGCCUGUUAGUGCUGAACCACAUCUUUUCCUCAUUUACACAUCUUAAUAAAGACAUUUAUUCAUUUGGAAGUAACAAUAAGCACUACAGAUAAUGUACAUCUAGUUAAUCAGAAAAGUCCUUCAGCAAUGUUCUGGUGUAGAAAAGGACAGAUUCUGGACAUUAUCUGGGUUUGAACUGCUUGUUACUACACAAUCACUUAAUCAUAUCUACAGUAUAUAUGCUCUGUUGUUGAAUUCAAAUUAAUAUCAUUUUCUUUUACUUUUCUGGUUGCAUGUAUUCUGUAAUAUAUAAAAGUGGAUUUUAUAUAUUCUAGAAAAUAUAUACCUCUAAAUUAAAGCUCAGCUAUAACGCUCUUGUUUUUUGUGAAGUAUUAAAAAAACCCUAAGUGGU
Molecule: messenger RNA, 2230 nt
Organism: Ictalurus furcatus (blue catfish)
Lineage: Eukaryota; Metazoa; Chordata; Actinopteri; Siluriformes; Ictaluridae
Product: cytochrome P450 3A30
Exons: 13
Coding region: 153-1697 (514 amino acids)
Molecular function (GO): heme binding; steroid hydroxylase activity; iron ion binding
Source: RefSeq, a predicted model, not a curated record